This is a messenger RNA of Trifolium pratense (red clover), 1645 nucleotides long. Its product is annotated as probable 2-oxoglutarate-dependent dioxygenase AOP1. Gene Ontology annotation, molecular function: dioxygenase activity. The transcript has 4 exons. Bases 528 to 1517 code for a protein of 329 amino acids. The record is from RefSeq and is a predicted model, not a curated record. Lineage: Eukaryota; Viridiplantae; Streptophyta; Magnoliopsida; Fabales; Fabaceae.
GGAAGAGAUAUGCUACAAACAAAUAUAGGAUAAGUUCGCUUUCCCAUUCCUACCGUGGAAGAUCUAUUUGCCUCUCUCACCCUAGAAGGCGUCUAUGUUUAUAGAUUGAGGGGCUUAAAGAGUAAUUUUUAUUGUGCAUAAAACGUAAUGCUCAGAGGAGUAUCGAUAGUCUUUAGACUCCAUUGAAAAAAUAGAUAUUUUGAUUAUUAGUAUUAAAAUAGGAUUAUUGGUACAUCUAUUUUAGCUAUAUAUAAAAAAAAAAAAAAAACUCAACCAAUUGGAGUGUUGAUGAAGAAUUAAACAAGUUUAGAAACAUAAAGCCCUAAUUUGUGAAGUGCCUGCUUGUCUUCAGUGGGUGUCCGUUCCGUCUCUGAUUGUGAUCGGCUAUCUCAGGCCGUCGUGAUCGUAGUUUGGUUACGAUCGUCACUCGUUUUAAAGACUUCAGGUAAUUAUAUGAGCAACUGAUUCUAGUCAUUAUAUAUAUAUAGGUGAACCUUUCUUGAGAACAAUACAAUCAACAUAUUGAAAUGGUGCAAAAGAAAAUAGAAGAAAGGAAAAUGGGUAAUGAGAGUGAGAUCCCAAUUUUAGAUUUUUCAAAGAGUAGUGGAAUGAUGUUAAUGGAAGAGAGUGAAGGAAGGAAAGAAAUGUGCAAGAAAGUGAGAGAAGCAUUUGAGAAUCACGGUUGUUUACUCGUAAGGUGUGAUGAAAUCUCAAAUCCAUUACGUGAAGAUUUGUUCACGGGCUUGAAAUCAUUGUUUGAUCUACCUGAAGAGACCAAGCAGAAGUUCUUUAGCCCAAAUGCUUAUAGGGGCUACACUAACAAGGGCGAUGAAGUUCCUCAUGCUGAUAGCUUUGGUAUUUAUGAUGCUCAUAAGCCAGAUACAAUUGGUCAAGACUUUGUUGACCUCUUGUGGCCUCAAGGAAAUCAAACUUUUAGUAAGGCACUAAGUUCCAUGACCUCAAAAGUACGGGAACUAAGCUUGCUUAUCCUGAAGAUGGUUGUGGAGGGUUUCGGCCUUCCACAACAAUACAACUUGGAUGUUGAACAGCUGAAUAGCUACUCUAAUACACGAUUGACAAGGUAUAAACUUCCUGAAGACAACAAGGAUUCUGAGAUUGCUUUGGCACCUCACUGUGACAAAGCCACCUUUUCUCUCAUAUGCGAAAAUGGCGUCCAAGGUCUGCAGGUGCUAUCCAAAACAGGCAAUUGGGUUGAUGUAAAUAUUCCCAAAAAUGGCUGUGCAGUACUUGUUGGUGACAUGUUGAAGGCAUGGACCAAUGGAAUAUUUCCAGCAGCCAAACACAGAGUGGUGACUAGAGGAGGAGACAAAGAGAGAAUCACAUUUAUUCUUAUGGCAGUGCCAAAGGAAAGUAUGGUUAUUAAGGCACCCUCUGAAUUGGUGGAUGAUGAAAAUCACCCUCUCUGUUACAGGUCAUUCAUGUAUGAGGAAUACAUAUACUAUCGGUGUUCGACUCAUGGAGAAGAGGGAUCACUUGAAAAAUUUGCUGGACUUUGAUCCCUCAUUAUGUGAUGCAAAUUAUUAUCCUUUUAUAUUUUUUAAAAAGGCAGAGGAAUUGAACUCACUUUUUAGUUUGUAGUAACAGUUUCUGGAUGUGUUGGAAUUUGGUUCUAUUGUUUUCAGUA